AUGUUGUCUACUCCUACUCCAUCGGCUUCAACCAAUCAGACUGAGUCUCCAAGUUCCAAUCUGCUCUCAUCAGCGGCACUACGUGCUAGGUUGGCAAGCCUUAAAACAGGUGCCCCCCGAGCAUCAAUGACCCCCCUUGUAGGUGCUUCCGUCACCGAGCUGUCCAAAAAGAUAAUCAGUACCCCAGUUGGCCAAGUGUUUACUGCCCAAUCGGAUCAGAUCAAGAAGGAUCUUAAAGUUCUUAUGGCUGAGAGCACGACCAGCCUCACCGCCGAAAUUUUAAAUGAGUUCCUUGCUGAGUUCAAUGACCUACAAAAACAAUACAUCUCCCAACAGAAUUUGGAGAUGAAACUUCAAGAGAUUAAGGAUCAGAUUGCAGCCAAAAAUCGAGAGCUGGUCCCGUUAUCCGAUCAGGCGACUGAAGCACUUAAUCAGGUUGAAGAAUGGUACUACAAAGCUGAAAAUGUCAAGCCGUUAUAUGACCAAGCUGGUGCCAAACUAAUGGAUACUCAUUCGGCAUUGGGGGAAAGUGGAAGCCGCUCUGAGAUAGUUCAGGGUUGA
Oldenlandia corymbosa var. corymbosa is the source of this 561-nucleotide messenger RNA. The record is from the annotation of a GenBank genome assembly. NCBI's taxonomy places the organism in Eukaryota, Viridiplantae, Streptophyta, Magnoliopsida, Gentianales, Rubiaceae.